UGAUCGCAUUUUUAAGGCUACAAGACAUUACUCGGCACUACAAAUAUAAAAUAUUUAUCUUAGGUCGAAGAAUUCAAUUUAUACGGAGUACAUAUUCACAAUACUGAAAGAAAUUGAUAUAAAUAUUUAAAGAAAAACAAUAAAGAGCAAAUACAAUUAUCUGGUUGGAUAUUGAAGUAACUUAAAAUUGAAUAAAAAAAUUAACAAAUGGCUGCGAGCGCCCCAGAUGAGCAUUUCGAAACCACUGAGUUUGACGAGGAUGCUGAAGACGAGCAAUUCGUUGCGAUGGCCACGAAUGCAGGCCGCAAGCGCCUUUUUAGCAAGGAGCUGCGCUGCAUGAUGUUCGGUUUUGGCGACGACAAAAAUCCCUAUACAGAAACAGUCGAUCUGCUCGAAGAUCUGGUGAUUGAGUACAUAACCGAAACUACGCAUCGCGCCAUGGAAAUUGGACGCACAGGACGUGUGCAGGUGGAAGAUAUUAUAUUUCUGGUGCGGAAGGAUCCACGGAAAUAUGCACGCGUCAAGGACUUGCUGACCAUGAAUGAGGAAUUGAAGAAGGCACGCAAAGCGUUCGAUGAAAUUAAAUAUGUUGGCACUGAGGGUAAGACCAAAUAGUUCAUCACACCCUAGUAAUAAAAAUAGUAAUGUAAUGCUUAUACAAAUUUAAUAAAUAACUAAUUUAAUUAUCAACGAUUUUACAAAUCAA
Messenger RNA from Scaptodrosophila lebanonensis, 706 nucleotides. RefSeq names its product transcription initiation factor TFIID subunit 13 (gene Taf13). Gene Ontology annotation, cellular component: transcription factor TFIID complex. Gene Ontology annotation, molecular function: protein heterodimerization activity. Lineage: Eukaryota; Metazoa; Arthropoda; Insecta; Diptera; Drosophilidae. Gene Ontology annotation, biological process: transcription by RNA polymerase II. The coding region runs from base 208 to 615 and encodes 135 amino acids. The record is from RefSeq and is a predicted model, not a curated record. The transcript is spliced from 2 exons.